Phacochoerus africanus (Common warthog) is the source of this 859-nucleotide messenger RNA. It is a transcript of the gene SCAND1, whose product is annotated as SCAN domain containing 1. Lineage: Eukaryota; Metazoa; Chordata; Mammalia; Artiodactyla; Suidae. The record is from RefSeq and is a predicted model, not a curated record. The transcript has a single exon. Bases 124 to 663 code for a protein of 179 amino acids.
CUCCCUCGGGGUCUCGCGGACUCCGCCCUCUAGCGGAAACGUCUCCCUCCUUACCCCGCCCCCGCGCAGACGUAGUGCCGCGCCCUCAGCUGCGGGACAAAGAGUGACGUCCGUAGCGGAGUUAUGGCGGCCACCGAGCUGAACUUGGCGGCGACCGGGAGUCUCGCGCUGCCGUUGGGGAAAGAAGAAGGGGCCGGCCCGAGCUCAGGCCCGGAGCGUGACUCUGCGGACUCCUUCUCGACUCCUGAGGCCCCACCGCCUGCCCCCAAGCCCUCCAGCCCCAAGGCCGAGGUCGCCGAAGAGAAUCCUACGCCUCACUCGGCCGCCUCCGCCUCCCUGGAGCUGCCCCUCCGGCCCGCAGCCCUGGGCUCCGCGUCGUUUGCCGAAGCAGCUCCGCGCUCACCCCCAGGCCCUGGCGGUUCCCGGCCCGGCCCAGAGACGUUCCGCCAGCGAUUCCGGCAGUUCCGCUACCAAGACGCUGCAGGCCCGCGGGAAGCGUUCCGGCAGCUGCGGGAGCUUUCCCGCCAGUGGCUGCGGCCCGACAUCCGCACGAAGGAGCAGAUCGUGGAGAUGCUGGUGCAAGAGCAGCUGCUCGCCAUCCUGCCCGAGGCGGCGCGGGCCCGGCGGCUUCGCCGCCGCACAGACGUACGCAUCACAGGCUGAGCAGCCGGGCUGCCGGCGGCCCGGCUCUCCAUUCUGCGUUAAUGAAAAACGAGUUUUGGCUGUUCCUGCAGUCUCGAGUGUUCUUUUCGGUCGUCCUUUGCCAUGUUUAUUUCCCCGAGCCUAUUUCCAACCUUUCUGACUGGUGGCGAAAUCAAGUUGGGAGCUCAUGAGAAUAAAGCCUUUCUUAUUCACUUGA